Molecule: messenger RNA, 999 nt
Organism: Cornus florida
Lineage: Eukaryota; Viridiplantae; Streptophyta; Magnoliopsida; Cornales; Cornaceae
Product: germin-like protein subfamily 3 member 2
Exons: 1
Coding region: 141-782 (213 amino acids)
Cellular component (GO): cell wall
Molecular function (GO): manganese ion binding
Source: RefSeq, a predicted model, not a curated record
AAUCAAUCAUAUAUACCACUGACAUUCCAUAGUAUAUAUAUAUAUAUAUACACAUAUAUGGAGUACAUAUUUCAACAGCACCAAGUCAUUGAAAAUUGAGUCUUUGUCAUUCUUGAUCAAGUAACAAAGACAGAACAACCAUGUCUCCAAGAAUGACAGUUUUGUUAGUUAUUUUCCUCCACAGCUAUGUAGCCUUGGCCUCUGAUCCUGAUGCAGUCCAAGACUUCUGCAUACCUAGCUCAAAUCUGUCAUCCAGUGUCCACUGCAAGAACUCAUCAUUGGUCACGGUUGAAGAUUUUGCGUUUUCUGGUAUAAAAAACGCGGGAAAAUUUGGCAAGGCUAAGUUCACAUCCAUGGCAGUGACUUCAAGAGUGUUUCCAGGUCUCAACACACUAGGAAUGGCAUUUGUGAGGGCUGAUUUUGAUGUGGGGGGCGUCAACGUGCCACAUUUUCAUCCGAGAGCCACUGAGACUGCGUUUGUGCUGGAGGGGAAGCUUUAUUCCGGAUUUGUUGAUUCAGAAAACCGCGUUUUUGCCAAAGUGAUCCAGAAAGGCGAGGUCAUGGUGUUUCCAAAGGGCCUAGUGCAUUUCCAAAUGAAUGUUGGGAAAUCACAUGCCACUAUUUUGGGGAGUUUUAACAGCCAAAAUCCAGGAGCAGUGAAAAUUCCGUUAGCUGUUUUCGGAUCUGAGAUUAAAGAAGAGCUCUUGGAAAAGGCUUUUGGAUUGAGUUCCAAGGACAUUUCCAGGAUGAGGAAGAGGUUUGGUGCCAAAGGAUCUAGGUAGAGUGUUUUGUUUUGUUUUUUUUUUUUCACUUUAUACCCUAUGAUCAAUAAUGGAAACUAGUGAUAAUAUUUUGAAAGCAAACACAAGAAAAAUUUUCUGUUUCAGUGUCUCUAGAAAAUCUAAAGUUUAGAGGGGUAAUAUGUAGUGGAUUUCUUUGGUCACUUUGUCCCUUUUGCUCAUUCUUCCUCCAAUUUAUGAACUUUCUUUUUACAAGGCA